CAAGGCCUAAGUAGAAAAUUUGGGAAAGCCCGCAAAGCCAUAAACGAUUAAACCUCAGCAGCGAUCAGCACUCUGCAGCUGAUUUACACAAAAUCAAAACCCAAAAACGCAUCUGCGCUCUGACAAUGGCUUUUCUUGCUGCUGCUUCUCCUUCUUCUUCUUCUCAACUGCUUUUGCGACCCAAAAUUCCCAAACUUUCAUUUCCUUCUAGGCUUACUCCCUUAUCAUUCCCAAAUUCUCCUUUGUUUGGACGGAGAGCGUUACGAAUUCUUUUUGUUGCCGCGGCUAAGAGCAGUUCCAAUGUUAUCUCAAACGACAGCAGCAGCCAGAAAUCAACCUCGAAAAGCCCUAGUAAAGAUAACGAUAAGAAAGUCGUUGAAGAAGAGGAGAUAGAGGUGGAGGAGGAGUUGCCAUGGAUUCAAGAGAAAGCCUUGGACCUGGUGGAGUUCACGGGCUCUGUUACUCAGGCCAUUCCUGGGCCAAGAGUUGGCCAGAGUUCCUUGCCUUGGAUUCUUGCUCUCCCUUUGGCUUAUGCUGGUAUAACCUUUGUUAUUGCUUUUCUUAAGACUCUCAAGAAGUUUUCUUCUCCCAAAGAGAAGCGCAGGAAACUGGUCAGUAAAAAUGCUAUGCUAUGCAAAGCUGUUGAUGAAUUAUUUCAAAAAGGAGGAGAUGCAUUACAACCGUCGGCCCUGAAGGUACUGGAGAAUAAGACAGGUUUUAGCAUGGAGGAUAUUUUGCGCAAGUACAUCCGAUAUGCAUUGAAUGAGAAACCAUUUAAUCCGGAACUGGUUGCCAACUUAAUCCAGCUUAGGAAAGUGUCAAUGUUGGAUGAUUCUAAAGUUGCUGAAAUUUUGAAUGACAUCUCAAGACGGAUUGUGAAGGAAAAAGGCCCAGUUGUCAUGGAUAUGACAGGGUAUACUGAAAGAGGAUUUAAGAGAAAACUUGCUGUUCAGAUCCUUUUUGGAAAGGUGUACUAUUUGUCUGAGCUGCCAGAGUUCUGUUCGAGGGAUAGCUCCUUAGUGGUCAGAGAGAUAUUUGGGGUUACAGAUGAGGAUGCUGAAAAACUUCGCCUGCACACUCUUUCUGAAGCUGGUGAUAUGGAUUCACUUGAGAAAAUGGUUGAUGGUUCAGAUUCUGAUUCAGAAGAUUCGGAUGAGCACUCAUCUAAAGCUCGUUGAUUUGAUAUAGGUGCCAACUGCCAUGACUUCUGAAUAUAGAGCGUUUCAAGGUUUUCCAACAGUUGAAAUGGAAAAUGCAUACUGCAGAUGUGGAGGAUGAUGUUGGAUCAUGUAGACUUUAAAAUUUUGACUGCUCUCAAAUGUUUUUCUGUUGAAAUCGAGUGAGUCUAGAGGUCAUAUUAUUACAGGAAUCCUAUGGACUUCAAUUUUGGACUCGGACCAUUUGAUUUCUUUUUUAAAUAAAUUCAAUUGAGUUUUAUACUCUUA
Molecule: messenger RNA, 1445 nt
Organism: Manihot esculenta (cassava)
Lineage: Eukaryota; Viridiplantae; Streptophyta; Magnoliopsida; Malpighiales; Euphorbiaceae
Exons: 6
Coding region: 126-1178 (350 amino acids)
Cellular component (GO): chloroplast thylakoid membrane; chloroplast envelope
Source: RefSeq, a predicted model, not a curated record